GAGGCUAAGCAGCAACGACAAACCGAUGAUAUAUCCUCUUUUAUGAUUGUGUAGUUUUCUGGGACGACAUCCGCGAUUAUAUUCAUUGUCAAGCUCCUCUUGGCGGUCAGAUAUCGCAAUGUUAAUGGUUUUAUUUCACGAGCAGCUGUUUGGUGACAUUUAAAUGUUUGAAUGUGCUCUAAAACGCUCUGACAGCGGUUUGUUGAUGUUUCUUUCCCGGAGGUGUGCGUGUGAGUCUCGCCAAAACGAAACGGGAAAAAAAUUUACAGUUCCUUUAAAUAUUCGAUGAAAUGAGCAUAAUGGAGUGCCCAAGUCCUGAUCAAUUUAGUCAGAUAUGUCGAUUGUGUUUAGGGAGAUCGGAGCUAGUGACAAUCUUUGACUGGAACCCGAGGACAGGGAGAGCGAUUCUCAGUUUCUUAGUGCAGCAAACCGUUGAAAUGCUGGGUUUAACAAUAGAACCUUCGGAUAGUUACCCAAAGAAAAUCUGCAUAAUCUGCAAAGAUUUUCUACGCAAACUGUACAAGUUCAGAAAUCAGUGCCAUGAAGCGAACGACCUGCUCGUGGAGCGCUUUUCUAGAAAGACAGAAGAUCAGCUAGAAGAACAGAAUCAGCCGCAGCAACAAUCGGAUCAAACUCGAACUGUUGAAUUUUCCGAUCCAAUACGAAGAUCAACCACCGCCGAAAGUUCCCAGCAAGCAAAACAUGUUGAAUCUACACCGGUUCGUGAAACGCACCAAGAGGCCGAUUCCAGUAGCAGUAAUCAUGAAUCACCGAAUGUAAAAGUUGAAGUGAACUUUCCUCAAACUACAACUGUGGACGAGGAGGAAUUGUCUGCCGAAGAGUACGAAUAUUUGGAAGGGGAAGUAGAAGAGCUGGAAAUCAAACAUAUUCUUCCCCAAGAUUCAUCGGAAACAUUAACCCAAUAUGAGUGCUUGAAUACCCAGCAGGAGGACUCCGAAACGGAUGAACAACAAAUUGGGCUAGUUAUAGACGAGGACGUCGAUCCGGACGAUUGUGAACUCGAGAAUAGCGAGAAAGAGCCGGGCCCUUCAAAACCUAAUUCUAGCAGAGGUCAAUUAUGCAAGGUGUGUGGAAAGCGCUCGACAUGCAUGAAAUAUCACAUGAUGUGUCACACAGGAGAAAGACCUUUUGAGUGUUACUUCUGUGACAAGAAAUUCCGAACAAGUACCAAAUUAAACACCCAUGUGAACGGGGUCCAUUUGAAGCUUAGAAACUAUGCUUGUGAAGUGUGCGACAAGAAAUUUUUAGAUGCCGGUAAUUUGAGAAAUCAUCGAGUUACCCACGGAGGUGAACGUAAGUUUAUUUGCGAUUACGGGGAUUGCGGAAAGUCGUUCGCAUUACCGGGGACACUAGCGGUUCACAAAAAGUCACAUACUCAAGAUAGACAAUUUGAGUGUGAAUAUUGCUCUAAGCUAUUUUUGUACAAGUGGUUACUGGUGAAACAUCUACGAAUUCACACGGGUGAAAAACCAUAUGAGUGCAAUGUUUGUAACAAAAAAUUCACCACCAUAACUCAUAUGCACUCCCAUAAGAAGAUUCACGAUCCAAACAGGCAAAAACCUACCAGGAAGCGGAAAAAGACUGGGAAAAAAUCAUCAAAUGAACAACGACAGGAUUCCGAUACUUCAGACUUCGUAGGAUCCGAAAAUUAAUCUCGAAAUUCAUCAUAUUCCCACGACGAUCACAACUGAUAAGUUGACAUAAUUGUGUAAAUAAAAAAUAAAC
Messenger RNA from Toxorhynchites rutilus septentrionalis, 1746 nucleotides. RefSeq names its product zinc finger protein 17-like. Bases 291 to 1673 code for a protein of 460 amino acids. Gene Ontology annotation, cellular component: nucleus. Gene Ontology annotation, biological process: regulation of transcription by RNA polymerase II. Lineage: Eukaryota; Metazoa; Arthropoda; Insecta; Diptera; Culicidae. Gene Ontology annotation, molecular function: zinc ion binding; RNA polymerase II cis-regulatory region sequence-specific DNA binding; DNA-binding transcription factor activity. The transcript is spliced from 3 exons. The record is from RefSeq and is a predicted model, not a curated record.